Messenger RNA from Motacilla alba alba, 1331 nucleotides. It is a transcript of the gene BUD23, whose product is annotated as BUD23 rRNA methyltransferase and ribosome maturation factor. Gene Ontology annotation, cellular component: nucleolus. NCBI's taxonomy places the organism in Eukaryota, Metazoa, Chordata, Aves, Passeriformes, Motacillidae. Gene Ontology annotation, molecular function: rRNA (guanine) methyltransferase activity. Gene Ontology annotation, biological process: rRNA (guanine-N7)-methylation. The record is from RefSeq and is a predicted model, not a curated record. The transcript is spliced from 10 exons. Bases 25 to 1008 code for a protein of 327 amino acids.
CGGCGCUGCGGGGCCGGGCGCGGCAUGAGCGGGCUCGCCAUGGGGCGGGCACCGGGGGUCCCACCGGGGGUGGGGGUCGGUCCCGGGCCCUGCCGUGAGUUCGGGGGGUCCGGCAGCGGCGGCAGUGAGGGGCAGGGUCGGGUCCUGCCGGGAGGCGAGGGGUGCUCGGGUCCUGCCGCGGGGCGGUGCGGGUCCGGUCUCGCAGUGCGGGGGAUGUCGCCCGUCGCCCACGCUGUGCUGUGCCUCAGCUCCCGCGUGGUGGAGAUCCAGUCGCAGAUGUCGGAGCGGGCUGUGGAGCUGCUGGGGCUGCCCGAGGACCGUGCGUGCCUCCUCCUGGACGUGGGCUGCGGCUCAGGGCUGAGUGGGGAUCACAUCUCUGAGGAGGGUCAUUACUGGAUUGGCAUGGACAUCAGCCCUGCCAUGCUGGAUGUGGCCGUGGAGAGGGAGGUGGAAGGAGACCUUCUCCUUGCAGACGUGGGGCACGGCAUUCCCUUCAGGCCCGGCAUGUUUGACGGCUGUAUCAGUAUUUCUGCAGUGCAGUGGCUCUGCAAUGCUGACAAGAAAUCCCACAGCCCCCCCAAACGCCUCUACAGAUUCUUCUCCACUCUUUACACUGCCCUGGCCCGAGGAUCCCGAGCUGUGCUGCAGUUGUACCCUGAGAACUCAGAGCAGCUGGAGCUCAUCACUGCCCAAGCCAUGAGAGCUGGAUUCACAGGGGGAAUGGUGGUGGAUUACCCCAACAGCGCCAAAGCCAAGAAGUUCUUCCUCUGUCUCUUUGUUGGGCCAUCUGGCACAUUACCAAAGGGCCUCGGUACCGAGUGUGCCAGUGAAGAGCCACACCAGGCAAAGUUCACCAAUGAGAGGACACGGUUCAGGAAUGUCAAGGGCAAGUCCGUGAAGAAAAGCCGGGACUGGAUCCUGGAGAAGAAGGAGCGCAGGCGACGCCAGGGCAAGGAGGUGCGAGCAGACACGAAAUACACGGGGCGGAAGCGCCGUCCUCGCUUCUGAACUGCUCUGGACACUGCUGCCAUGGAAGGUGGCAUGUGGGUGCCUCCAGAGAGCCUCCUGUGGAUGGCACAGAUGGCACCCCACGCCUGGGGACUUGCUGGGACUGGUCAUUGUGGCUCUAAAAGGUACAAGCUGGCUCAGGGGCUGCCCAACAGCAAAGCUUCCAGCCCUGUUUCCCUGGUGAAGGUCAGGCAGUGCUCUGGCACUGCUGCUGGGCAGUGCUCUACAGUGCCAUCACUUACCUUCCUGAGUGCAGUGAGCCAGCUGAGCUCCAGGUAAGCCAGGAUGUGAUCUCCAGGUCCUCACUAAAGAGUCAAAGAGUU